CUACAGGAGGUUUUGACGGCUGGAUGCUGCAGGGCAUCCCCUCGCCUGGAGGAGGUUCACUUGUGGCCAGGUUCCCAGCACACCCACUUGCUCACUGGGGCCCUGGGGACACCGCCACACUCGAGCCCAUCCUACGGCCUCAAUCCUUACCAGUCCCCAGGCCAUGGACUGCCACACUGUAGGUCUUCAAUCAAGGUUCAGUGGAGUUUCGAAUGUACACACACCCUGAAAGACAGCGCGGCCACCUCAGAAAACAACGCGCGCCCAGCUGGCUCCCCUCCGACAGGGCCCACGGCUACUGGGUCGGCCUCCUCCGGACCCUGAGCACAGCCUGGUAUGCGUGCGGGCUCGGAAUACGGAUCUGAGCAGAAGAAAUGCGAGUGGAGAGCGGUUCUGCGCAGGAAAGAGGAAUUUUGUUGGAAAGCCUGUCGACGUUGCUAGAAAAGACCACAGCAUCUCACGAGGGGCGUGCGCCGGGAAACCGGGAGUUGACGGACCUCCUGCCCCCCGAGGUCUGCAGUCUCCUGAACCCAGCAGCCAUCUACGCCAACAACGAGAUCAGCCUGCGUGACGUUGAGGUCUACGGCUUUGACUACGACUACACCCUGGCCCAGUAUGCAGACGCACUGCACCCCGAGAUCUUCAGUACCGCCCGUGACAUCCUGAUCGAGCACUACAAGUACCCAGAAGGGAUUCGGAAGUAUGACUACAACCCCAGCUUUGCCAUCCGUGGCCUCCACUAUGACAUUCAGAAGAGCCUUCUGAUGAAGAUUGACGCCUUCCACUACGUGCAGCUGGGGACAGCCUACAGGGGCCUCCAGCCUGUGCCAGACGAGGAGGUGAUUGAGCUGUAUGGGGGUACCCAGCACAUCCCACUAUACCAGAUGAGUGGCUUCUAUGGCAAGGGUCCCUCCAUUAAGCAGUUCAUGGACAUCUUCUCGCUACCGGAGAUGGCUCUGCUGUCCUGUGUGGUGGACUACUUUCUGGGCCACAGCCUGGAGUUUGACCAAGCACAUCUCUACAAGGACGUGACGGACGCCAUCCGAGACGUGCAUGUGAAGGGCCUCAUGUACCAGUGGAUCGAGCAGGACAUGGAGAAGUACAUCCUGAGAGGGGAUGAGACGUUUGCUGUCCUGAGCCGCCUGGUGGCCCAUGGGAAACAGCUGUUCCUCAUCACCAACAGUCCUUUCAGCUUCGUAGACAAGGGGAUGCGGCACAUGGUGGGUCCCGAUUGGCGCCAGCUCUUCGAUGUGGUCAUUGUCCAGGCAGACAAGCCCAGCUUCUUCACUGACCGGCGCAAGCCUUUCAGAAAACUCGAUGAGAAGGGCUCACUUCAGUGGGACCGGAUCACCCGCUUGGAAAAGGGCAAGAUCUAUCGGCAGGGAAACCUGUUUGACUUCUUACGCUUGACGGAAUGGCGUGGCCCCCGCGUGCUCUACUUCGGGGACCACCUCUAUAGUGAUCUGGCGGAUCUCAUGCUGCGGCACGGCUGGCGCACAGGCGCCAUCAUCCCCGAGCUGGAGCGUGAGAUCCGCAUCAUCAACACGGAGCAGUACAUGCACUCGCUGACGUGGCAGCAGGCGCUCACGGGGCUGCUGGAGCGCAUGCAGACCUAUCAGGACGCGGAGUCGAGGCAGGUGCUGGCUGCCUGGAUGAAAGAGCGGCAGGAGCUGAGGUGCAUCACCAAGGCCCUGUUCAAUGCGCAGUUCGGCAGCAUCUUCCGCACCUUCCACAACCCCACCUACUUCUCAAGGCGCCUCGUGCGCUUCUCUGACCUCUACAUGGCCUCCCUCAGCUGCCUGCUCAACUACCGCGUGGACUUCACCUUCUACCCACGCCGUACGCCGCUGCAGCACGAGGCACCCCUCUGGAUGGACCAGCUCUGCACCGGCUGCAUGAAGACCCCCUUCCUUGGUGACAUGGCCCACAUCCGCUGAGGGCACCUUUAUUGUCUGGGACAGGCCCUCAGCCCCUCCUGCCCCAUCCACCCAGACAAGCAAUAAAAGUGGUCUCCUCCCUG
Messenger RNA from Homo sapiens (human), 2020 nucleotides. It is a transcript of the gene NT5DC2, whose product is annotated as 5'-nucleotidase domain containing 2. NCBI's taxonomy places the organism in Eukaryota, Metazoa, Chordata, Mammalia, Primates, Hominidae. The record is from RefSeq and is marked validated. The transcript has 14 exons. Gene Ontology annotation, cellular component: cytoplasm. The coding region runs from base 375 to 1937 and encodes 520 amino acids.